CCUCAAAUAGUGAUGGAAUCAGGCAAGGCGGGUUCGACGGCAACUAAUAGUGGGGAAGCGGAGAAAUCUCUCAAGGAUAAAGGCAACGAGUUCUUCAAAGCUGGGAACUACCUUAAAGCCGCAGCUCUCUAUACUCAAGCCAUCAAGCUCGAUCCUUCUAACGCUACUCUUUACAGUAACCGGGCUGCUGCAUUUUUGAAUCUAGUUAAGCUUAGCAAAGCCUUAGCUGAUGCAGAGACAACCAUCAAACUCAACCCACAAUGGGAGAAGGGAUACUUCAGGAAAGGUUCUGUGCUUGAAGCCAUGGAAAAAUAUGAAGAUGCCUUGGCUGCAUUUGAAACGGCUCUACAGUACAACCCACGGAGCGCAGAAGUUUCUAGAAAGAUCAAGAGGCUCGCUCAGUUGCAGAAGGAGAAACAGAGAGCUCAAGAACUCGAGAAUUUGAGAUCUAAUGUCAACGUGGCCAAACAUCUUGAAAGCUUUAAGUCUGAAAUGUCUGCAAACUAUGGAACCGAAGAGUGUUGGAAAGAGAUGUUUUCUUUUCUUGUUGAGACUAUGGAAACAGCUGUGAAGUCGUGGCACGAGACAUCUAGAGUUGACACUAGAGUCUAUUUCCUUCUUGACAAAGAGAAAACACAAACGGAUAAGUACGCACCAGCAGUCAACAUUGAUAAGGCUUUUGAGUCACCAGACACACACAGUAACUGCUUUACAUAUCUGAGGCAAUACGCAGAAGAGUCGUCUUCCAAAGCUGCUUGCUUGGUAUCAUCAAAGAGUAAUAUAUCCUACCCACAGGUGUGGAAAGGUCAAGGCUCAAGGAAGUGGAAACUCGGGCAGAACGAUGGAAUCUUUGUUCAGUUUGAAUCACCUUCUCUUCGAAAUGUUUGGUUCAUUCCUAGCUCGAAAGAAAAGGAGCAAACUUUAUGCAGGGAUCCGCAAGCUCUAGAUAUCGGCGUACAUGAGAUUCUCCCUCGCAUUUUCAAGGAAGUAUCGAAGAGCUCAUAG
Messenger RNA from Thlaspi arvense, 1005 nucleotides. Lineage: Eukaryota; Viridiplantae; Streptophyta; Magnoliopsida; Brassicales; Brassicaceae. The record is from the annotation of a GenBank genome assembly.